CUUUACAAAAUGCACGUGCGAAAUAAUGCAUAACGUCAUUUGCAUGGUUUAUAAAUCAUUGAAAUCAAGAAUUCUGGACAAUUUUACUGCAAACACUCGUUCAUAGAGACGAGAAAAAAUGACUUUACUGUGCAAUCACAGUGUGUUGAUAUUGUUGUGUUUUACAUCGAUCGAAGCAUUUCUUAUUAGAGAUAAUGUUAAUUGUCUUUUGACUGCCUGGUCGCAGUGGAGUGAACCGAAUAGCUCGGGUGAACAGACAAGAUCAAGGCAAAUUAUGCGUUAUCCAUCUGGUAGAGGGAGGCCUUGUGAGGAGCUUAAUGAGAUUAGAGUUUUUGAAGUUGACUGUGAGGUAUCAGUCUGGACACAAUGGAGUGACAAUUUUGGAUUUGGUGAACAGAGUAGGACAAGAACUAUUUCACAGCCUUCGAGAGGAGCCAGAGGGAAAUGUCCAGAGCUUGAGGAAGUCCGCUACACAGGUGUUGUACCUAGUGUAAAAGUAACAACAAAAAACGUUAAAAACUACUUUGUACGAGCAGAUAGAAAAUAUCGUAAGGACAAUCAAAUAGGAAAAGUGGAAACUCCAAACGAGAAAGGGCUGACAAGAGACCUUGUCAUCAUUAUGGAUAGCUCAGGAAGUAUUAACAGGGGUCCAUUUCAGGACGCAAAGAUCCAAACAAGCAAACUAAUUGGCCUACUACGUCCACCCGACAAGCCAUUUGACAAAGUUGCCGGACAACCCUAUCAAUACAAUCAGACUGCUAUGCUCAUUUAUUCAAAUAUUGUUGAGGAAACAUUUGACUUCAAGCGCUACAAUACAACCUCAGAUAUACAGAAUGCAAUCUCUAGAGCAACUUAUUUCGAUAAGAGUACUAAUACAGCAGAAGCUUUCAGGAGAGCAAAGGGACUCUUUACAACUGCCAAAGGUGCAAGGGAUCCUACUCGGGCAAAACGUGAUGUACAUAGUCUGACACAUGCUAAAUCUGACAAUGCUGCUAAAACAUUUGCUGCAGCUGAAUCUCUUCAACCCGUUGCUGAUAUGCACGGGCUGAUGACUGGGAGCUUUACAUCAGAUAGGAUUAGUCAAACGUUGCACACCCCAAAGGAUAGGAUUAGUCAAAUGUUGCACACCCAAAACGAGGUAUCAGUCUGGACACAAUGGAGUGACAAUUUUGGAUUUGGUCAACAGAGUAGGACAAGAACUAUUACACAGCCUUCGAUAGGAGCCGGAUGGAAAACUCCAGAGCUUGAGGAAGUCCGCUACACAGGUGAGAUUUACGGUAUUGUACCUAGUGUAGAAGCAACAGCAAAAAACUUUGAAAACUACUUUGUACGAGCAGAUAGAAAAUAUCGUAAGGACAAUCAAAUAGGAAAAGUGGAAACUCCAAACGAGAAAGGGCUGACAAGAGACCUUGUCAUCAUUAUGGAUAGCUCAGGAAGUAUUCGCAACGGUCCAUUUCAGGACGCAAAGAUCCAGCAAGCAAACUAAUUGGCCUGCUAUGUCCAUCCGACAAGCCAUUUGACAAAGUUGUCGGACAACCCUAUCAAUACAAUCAGGCUGCUAUGCUCACUUAUUCACAUAUUGUUGAGGAAACCUUUGACUUUAAGCGCUACAAUACAACCUCAGAUAUACAGAAUGCAAUCUCUAAAGCCACAUUCUUCGAUAGUGGUACUAAUACAGCAGAAGCUUUCAGGAGAGCAAAGGGACUCUUCACAACUGCCAAAGGUGCAAGAGAUCCUGCUCGGGCAAAACGUGAAGUACUUAUCCUGACAGAUGGUCAAUCUGACAAUGCUGCUAACACAUUUGCUGCAGUUGAAUCUCUUAAACGCGUUGCUGAUGUGUACGGGCUGAUGACUGGGAGCUUUUCAUCAGGUGGGAUGAAAGAACUUACGAAAUACGUUUCUGCACCAAUUAAUGAGCACCUGUUUUAUGUACAGAAUUACCAAGUUCAGGGAAAAUUGGUGGCGUACAUUCAAGACAGUAAGAAAGCUUUGGGACCAAAGUGGUGUGCAACGUUUGAUAUAUGAGUUGAAUUGAUUUGAUACUGAGGAUAACUUACUUUAUUUUAUCAUCAAGUAGAAAUUGUACAUACCUUUUUACGAAUUGAUCAAAUGAUUGUUGCCAAUAUAACCUUAACAUUUCUUUACCAUGGAAAAAUAUGGACAUAGAAUCAAAACUUAUUCUCAUCGUUUAAGGCAAAACUGUUUUAAGUAGACCUUUGUUCACACUGGAUUCCUCACUGAACGCAAACUUUGACUUAUGAAUCUGCCUGACGGCAAAUAUCAAACAUCGAAACCUUAGUCUAUUUAAUUAAUAUUGGAGUGUAGAUUUACAAAAACUAUCUGGAAAUGUAUAGAACAGAAACUAUGUAAUAGCACAACAAAGCUGCGUACUAAUUUUACACUUGAUGUACUUUUUUGCUUAUACAAACAGACUUAC
Molecule: messenger RNA, 2437 nt
Organism: Mercenaria mercenaria
Lineage: Eukaryota; Metazoa; Mollusca; Bivalvia; Venerida; Veneridae
Exons: 9
Coding region: 119-1486 (455 amino acids)
Source: RefSeq, a predicted model, not a curated record